AUGACCACAGCUUGCACUAGAUUCCUGGUGUUCACGGCGACGGUUCACCUCACAGCCAAUCACAUGGGCUGGUUCGAGUUCCGCCUCUGUCCCAGCGAGAAGCCCGGGCAGUACGUGAAGCAGAGCUGCCUGAACAAACAUGUACUCAAACUGGUCGAUUAUUCGGGUACAAGGUACAAAAUCAAGCACUCGAAGACAGGACUCUUCCGGAUAAGACUGCAGCUGCCGGAGUCCGUGACCUGCUCCCGGUGCGUGGUUCAGUGGCACUACACGACAGGCAACAACUGGGGCUUCUGCAAGGACGGCAGCAACCAGCCCGGCUGCGGCCCCCAGGAGGUGUUCCGGGGCUGCUCCGACGUCGCCGUCUUCGCGCCGGACGACCCCGCCCUCCACCUGUUCAGCAACCUGACCCGGGAGGCGGACCUGUCUCAGUUCCUCCACCUGUCCGAGGACGAGGCCCCGCCCCCUGCCCCGCCCAGGACCAACGCCCACCGGAACGACGAGCCGGACGCGGCCUUCGACCCCGUCCUCGUGUUCGACGGCGAGGAGCACUUCGCUGACGACGACGACGACGCCCUCGCCGGCCAGGGCCACCGCGCGCCGGGAGCGAACGACCUGCUGAAGGCGGCGGGCCCGAGCGGCGCCGCCAAGCAGCCGUCCAUCACCUUCGUCGAGGAGGCGAAGGGCGGCGGCGCGGUCGCUUCGGCGCGCCCAAGGCCUCCUCCCUCGACGCCCGGCCAUCAGGCGCCCCGACUACUUCGGCGAGGGGCGGGGCGCGCCGCUGCGGCCCAAGAAGUACGUGUCGUCCGACGCCUUCCGCAAGAGCCGGCCGGCGAUCCGCAUCGAGGACGGGCGCUUCCCCUCGGCGCCCACGCCCUUCUUCCCCUCGUGGCCCGCGCCCCGUCGCCGCGGCGGGAGGGGCUGCGCGCCGUGCCCGCCGACCGCCCUUCCGAGGAAUAUGAGAUCGUCACGACCUUCGGAGACGCCGCGGGGCCCGUGGCAGACACGCACGAGGCGGUGCAGGAGACGUUGCCGCUCCUCGAGGAGAUCACGCCGACGGUGCUGCAGCUCUUCCAGAACUACCCGAGCCUGGCGCGCGGAGGCCCCGCCAGCGCGCCCCUGGCCUUCCAGGUCCCCCUGACGAGCGUGCAGGACGACUCCUCAAUGGACCGCUUACUCAUGCUCCAGCAGGCCCUGAGUCUCACCUCGACGAGCGGGACUCAGAGUGACUCGCCCAUCGUACUCAUCUUGAUGUGAGGGCGUGAGGGCGUGACUCAUCUUAGGUGUUAUCGGUGCAGUAUGUGACGAGGAGGACUUGCCUAGUAUGGUUUAUUCACCGUGAGUGCGUAGUUUACUCAUCGUAAGGAAGAUGAGUAGGCCUACAGUUUAUUUAUGAAGGUGUGCACAUUGUGUUUAUUACAGUGAAGAUAUGUAUAUUAUAUGAGGAGGGUGAGUACAGUCUAUUCAUCAUGAGGAGGAUGAGUACAGUAUAUGCGUUGUGAGGAGGAUGAGUCCUGUACAUUCAUCAGUGAAUGACUCACCGAUCACACCGCAUAGUGAUUUAUACACUGCCAAUCACACUUCCUUCGAUAUAGGAAAUAGUGUAUGAUACAAUGUAAUAAGCACUCUUACUGCCUGAGGA
Penaeus vannamei (Pacific white shrimp) is the source of this 1642-nucleotide messenger RNA. NCBI's taxonomy places the organism in Eukaryota, Metazoa, Arthropoda, Malacostraca, Decapoda, Penaeidae. The record is from RefSeq and is a predicted model, not a curated record.